AAGCCUCCCGGAGCCUCCCCUCCCGGCGGCGGCCGAGACCCCCGGGAUGGGCAACCUGGAGAGCGGCGAGGGCCGCCCCGCACAGCCGCCCCUCGCCCCGCCGCCCCUGCUGUCGCCGCCGCCGCCGCCGCCGCCCAUCACCCCCGGGAAGAUGCCCAUGCCCGACCCCUGCGAGCUGGAGGAGCGCUUCGCCCUGGUCCUGAGCUCCAUGAACCUGCCCCCCGACAAGGCCCGCCUCCUGCGUCAGUACGACAAUGACAAGAAGUGGGACCUCAUCUGUGACCAGGAGCGGUUCCAGGUGAAGAACCCGCCCCACACCUACAUCCAGAAGCUCCGGACGUUCCUGGAUCCCAGCGUGACUCGCAAGAAAUUCAGGAGGCGAGUCCAGGAGUCGACCAAAGUGCUGAGGGAACUGGAGAUCUCUCUGCGGACGAACCACAUUGGGUGGGUCCGAGAAUUCCUCAACGAUGAGAACAAAGGCCUGGACGUGCUGGUCGAUUACCUGUCCUUUGCUCAGUGUUCUGUCAUGUUUGACGCGGAGGGCUUGGAGAUCGGCGACGACGGCCCCUUCGAGAAACUGCGGGCCUGGAGCCGGUCCAUCGAGGACCUGCAGCAUCCCAGCCCCCUCGCCGCGCCUUUCGCCAACAGCCUCGCCCGCUCCGCUCGCCAAUCCGCGCUCCGAUACAGCACGCUGCCCGGGAGGAGGGCGCUGAAGAAUUCCCGCCUGGUGAGCCAAAAGGAUGAUGUUCACGUCUGCAUCCUCUGCCUCCGGGCCAUUAUGAACUACCAGUAUGGCUUCAACCUGGUCAUGUCCCACCCCCACGCCGUCAACGAGAUCGCGCUCAGUCUCAACAACAAGAACCCCAGAACCAAAGCCCUGGUCCUGGAGCUGCUGGCGGCCGUGUGCUUGGUGCGGGGAGGUCACGAGAUCAUCCUCUCUGCCUUCGACAACUUCAAGGAGGUGUGUAAGGAACUGCACCGCUUUGAGAAGUUGAUGGACUACUUCCGCAACGAGGACAGCAGCAUCGACUUCAUGGUGGCCUGCAUGCAGUUCAUCAACAUCGUGGUGCACUCCGUGGAAGACAUGAACUUCCGGGUCCACCUGCAGUACGAGUUCACCAAGCUGGGCCUGGAGGAGUUCCUGCAGAAGUCCCGGCACACGGAGAGCGAGAAGCUGCAGGUGCAGAUCCAGGCCUACCUGGACAACGUGUUCGACGUGGGCGGCCUGCUGGAGGAUGCGGAGACCAAGAGCGUGGCGCUGGAGAAGGUGGAGGAGCUGGAAGAGCACGUCUCCCACCUGUCGGAGAAGCUUCUGGACCUGGAGAACGAGAACAUGAUGAGGGUGGCGGAGCUGGAGAAGCAGCUUCUGCAGAGAGAGAAGGAGCUGGAGAGCAUCAAGGAGACGUUCGAGAGUGCCAACCACCAAGUGCACACCCUGCGGAGGCUCAUCAAGGAGAAAGAGGAGGCCUUCCAGCGCCGGUGCCACCCGGACACCCACCCCCAGGGACCGGAGGCGGCAGCCAGCGGCCCCCUGGCCAGGGCGAGCCCCCCUGAGCUCAGCGAGGGGCCUGUGCCUGCCGACCCGGACCUACUCUCCCCCGCCCUACCGCCCGAGGAGACCCUGCCCCCGCCGCCAGCCCCGCCCCUCCCCCCACCACCCCCGCCGCUGCCAGGCAAAUGUCCCCCGGCCCCACCUCUGCCCGGAGCCUCGCCCUCCGUGGUCCUGACGGUGGGACUGUCCGCCAUCCGCAUCAAGAAACCCAUUAAGACCAAGUUCCGUCUGCCCGUGUUCAACUGGACGGCCCUGAAGCCCAACCAGAUCAGCGGCACCGUGUUCAGCGAGUUGGACGACGAGAAGAUCUUGGAGGACCUGGACCUGGACAAGUUCGAGGAGCUGUUCAAGACCAAGGCGCAGGGCCCCGCGCUCGACCUCGUCUGCUCCAAGAGCAAAACCUCCCAGAAGGCGGCCAGCAAGGUGACCCUGCUGGAGGCCAACCGGGCCAAGAACCUGGCCAUCACCCUGCGCAAGGUCGGCCGUUCGGCCGAGGACAUCUGCCGAGCCAUCCACACGUUCGACCUGCAGACGCUUCCGGUGGACUUCGUGGAGUGCCUGAUGCGGUUCCUGCCCACCGAGGCGGAGGUGAAGUCUCUGCGGCAGUACGAGCGGGAGCGGCAGCCGCUGGACGAGCUGGCCAACGAGGACCGCUUCAUGCUGCUCUUCAGCAAGGUGGACCGCCUCACGCAGCGCAUGGCCGGCAUGGCCUUCCUCGGAAACUUCCAGGACAACCUGCAAAUGCUCACCCCCCAACUCAACGCCAUCAUCGCAGCCUCCGCCUCCGUCAAAUCCUCCCAGAAGCUGAAGCAGAUGCUGGAGAUCAUCCUGGCGCUGGGGAACUACAUGAACAGCAGCAAGAGGGGAGCGGCUUACGGUUUCAAGCUGCAGAGCCUGGACCUGCUGCUGGACACCAAGUCCACGGACCGGAAGCUGACGCUGCUGCACUUCAUCGCGCUGACGGUGAAGGAGAAGUACCCGGAGCUGGCCGGCUUCUGGCACGAGCUGCACUUCGUGGAGAAGGCCGCGGCAGUGUCGUUGGAGAACGUGUUGCUGGACGUGAAGGAGCUGGGCCGGGGCAUGGAGCUGCUGCGGCGGGAGAACGGCCUGCACGACAACGGCGUCCUCCGCGCCUUCCUCAGCGCCAACGAGGCCCGGCUCGACAAGCUGCAGCGCGACGCGCGCACCGCCGAGGAGGCCUACAACGCCGUGGUGCGCUACUUUGGCGAGAGCCCCAAGACGACCCCGCCUUCCGUGUUCUUCCCGGUAUUUGUCCGGUUCAUCCGCUCCUACAAGGAUGCGGAGCAGGAGAACGAGGCCCGCAGGAAGCAGGAGGAGGUGAUGCGGGAGAAGCUGCUGGCUCAGGAGGCUAAGAAACUGGAUGCCAAGACCCCGUCUCAGCGCAACAAGUGGCAGCAGCAGGAGCUGAUCGCCGAGCUGCGGCGGCGCCAGGCCAAAGACCACCGGCCCGUCUACGAGGGCAAGGACGGCACCAUCGAAGACAUCAUCCCCGUGCUGAAGAGCGUCCCCUUCACGGCCCGAACCGCCAAGCGGGGGUCUCGCUUCUUCUGCGACGCCACCCACCACGAUGAGUCAAACUGUUAGGCCCCCCCCGGGGCCCAGAGCCCCGUCAGGCCUCCGCGCCGGACCCCCCGGCGGCCUGCGCCGCGCCUGGAGCCACGCCCCGCCCUGCGGCGCCC
This is a messenger RNA of Ornithorhynchus anatinus (platypus), 3252 nucleotides long. It is a transcript of the gene FMNL3, whose product is annotated as formin like 3. The coding region runs from base 47 to 3157 and encodes 1036 amino acids. NCBI's taxonomy places the organism in Eukaryota, Metazoa, Chordata, Mammalia, Monotremata, Ornithorhynchidae. Gene Ontology annotation, molecular function: small GTPase binding; actin filament binding. The record is from RefSeq and is a predicted model, not a curated record. The transcript is spliced from 27 exons. Gene Ontology annotation, cellular component: cytosol. Gene Ontology annotation, biological process: cell migration; regulation of cell shape; cortical actin cytoskeleton organization.